Messenger RNA from Thrips palmi, 1658 nucleotides. RefSeq names its product gastrula zinc finger protein xLCGF3.1-like. Gene Ontology annotation, cellular component: nucleus. The coding region runs from base 534 to 1406 and encodes 290 amino acids. The transcript has 3 exons. The record is from RefSeq and is a predicted model, not a curated record. NCBI's taxonomy places the organism in Eukaryota, Metazoa, Arthropoda, Insecta, Thysanoptera, Thripidae.
CUCUAGUCGGUCUGCCUGAUGGGCUGCCCCUUUCUCCUUUGGACCGUGCAGAGCGGCGUCGCCGUGUUUAUAGACAAUUCGGAGGGCCCUUGCCUCGGCUGUCACGGAUAACGAUGGAAGUAAAAGCAAAUUACAGUGGAGGGUGACUGUGCACCCGCGGGACGCGAGGACGGGCGGAAGAGGCGCUCAGCACGACCGCCGUGAGGCGGCGGCUGAUCGACUGGGUGGCUGAGGUGAGCCACGCACUGAAACAACACUGUCUUCUGUUCAGCACCGCCUGGCCUGCGACUGCCUGCGACCCCGUCCCGACGUACCGGCGGAGUUCUGCACCUGCGUGAUCACUGCGGCCUCUGACGCUGACACGGCACCACCGUCAACUUCUCAGGGACCCAGCAGGCAAAGAACGUGACACAUUGCCCAUUGGCAGAGCUGAUUUAUCCUUCUACGCAACGUCGGCUAGGUCCUUCUGAACUCAUCAAAUCUCAGGGUACACAUUUUGGAAGAAUCGACUCAGAUAUUUCGUUUCCGGUAAAAUGCCCGCCCAGUGCGCCAUUUGCAGUCAAGUGUGCUUCUCGCCUUCAGCGCUAAGGUUGCAUUUAAGGGUCGACUGCGGGGAGCAGCCUUUAGAGUGCACGGUCUGCAGGAAGAUGAUCAGGAAUAGAAGAGACCUCCAAAGGCACCUCCUCACUCACAUCGCAGAGAAGCGUUUUGAGUGCACGGUCUGCAUGAAGAAGUUCAGUCAGGGAAGCCAUCUCAAAAGGCACCUCGUCACCCACACUGGUGAGAGGAGUUUUGAGUGUACGGUUUGUACGAAGAAGUUCAGUCGAGGAAACGAUCUCGAAAGGCACCUCCUCACCCACACCGGAGAGAAACCCUUCGAGUGCACGAUUUGCAGGAAGAAGUUCCGUUCUGGAAAUGAACUCAAGGUGCACCUCCGUACCCACACCGGUGAGAAACCUUUUGAGUGCAUGGUUUGCACCAAGAAGUUCAGUCAACGAAGCACACUCAAAAAGCACCUCCUCACCCACACCGGGGAGAAACCCUUCGAGUGCACGGUCUGCAGGAAGAAGUUCCGUUCUGGAAAUGGACUCAAGGUGCACCUCCGUACCCACACCGGUGAGAAACCUUUUGAGUGCAUGGUUUGCACUAAGAAGUUCAGGCAAAGAGGACAUUUUCAAAGGCACCUGCUCACUCACACAGGAGAGAAGCAUUUCGCGUGCACUGUUUGCGCGAAGAAGUUCAGUCGAGGAGAUGAUCUCAAGUUGCACCUCCUGACUCACACCGGAGAGAAGCGUUUUGAGUGCACGGUCUGCACGAAGAAGUUCAGUCGAGGAAGCCAUCUCAAAGGGCACCACGUCACCCACACUCUGCUGCCUCUUUCGGGGUGCAAUUUGGUAUCAGAAUGAGCCGAAGUAGUUUCGGUUUUGUUUUAAAUUUGCAGCCGAGAGGGUUGAAAAAAUGAUUUGUGUCACUCACAUGAACCAUGCACUUUGUUCAAAAAAUGUGUUUCUUUUGACCAGAGCAAUGCAAUUUUCUUCUUAACUUGACCUGGAUUUUGAAGCCCGGUAAGAUCAUACCAUAAGUAGACUUCAACGAAUCUCUGAACUCUUGUUUUUUAACAUCCGCUGCUUCCUCAAUAAAAAAUAGAAUCGAGUGUG